Mastomys coucha (southern multimammate mouse) is the source of this 2671-nucleotide messenger RNA. It is a transcript of the gene Rdx, whose product is annotated as radixin. Gene Ontology annotation, cellular component: cytoskeleton; filopodium; adherens junction. Lineage: Eukaryota; Metazoa; Chordata; Mammalia; Rodentia; Muridae. Bases 223 to 2037 code for a protein of 604 amino acids. Gene Ontology annotation, biological process: regulation of cell shape; positive regulation of early endosome to late endosome transport; regulation of organelle assembly. The record is from RefSeq and is a predicted model, not a curated record. The transcript has 16 exons. Gene Ontology annotation, molecular function: actin binding; cell adhesion molecule binding.
UUGCCGAGCUGUCUGCGGCGGCUGCGGCGCGUCUUCUCUCAGGCGGCCCAGGGCUCGCACCUCCGACUCUCCGCUCGCUCGCCGCCGCCAGCCGCGACGCCCCCGCCGAGCCGCGCCUCAGCCAGCCGGCGGCGGCCAGGGAAGGAGCCGCUCAUUUUCGGGGCUAUAACUGUUUAUAGAAGUGAAGAGUUUCUAAAGAAGGUAACAAACAAGAAAAGGAAAAUGCCGAAGCCAAUCAAUGUAAGAGUGACUACAAUGGAUGCUGAGCUAGAAUUUGCCAUUCAGCCCAAUACAACUGGCAAACAACUUUUUGACCAGGUUGUAAAAACAGUUGGUUUACGUGAGGUCUGGUUUUUUGGGCUGCAGUAUGUAGACAGCAAAGGAUAUUCUACAUGGCUUAAAUUGAAUAAAAAGGUAACACAGCAAGAUGUUAAAAAAGAAAAUCCUUUACAGUUCAAGUUUAGAGCUAAAUUCUUUCCUGAAGAUGUUUCUGAGGAAUUGAUUCAAGAAAUAACACAGAGACUUUUCUUCUUGCAAGUUAAAGAAGCCAUCUUAAAUGAUGAGAUAUAUUGCCCACCAGAAACUGCAGUUCUUUUGGCUUCGUAUGCUGUCCAAGCCAAGUAUGGAGAUUAUAAUAAAGAGAUUCACAAACCAGGCUAUCUGGCUAAUGACAGACUCUUACCACAGCGUGUUUUGGAACAGCAUAAACUGACUAAAGAGCAGUGGGAGGAGAGAAUACAGAACUGGCAUGAGGAACACAGAGGGAUGCUAAGGGAAGAUUCGAUGAUGGAAUACUUGAAGAUUGCACAAGAUCUAGAGAUGUAUGGUGUCAACUACUUUGAAAUCAAGAAUAAGAAGGGUACCGAGCUGUGGCUGGGUGUUGAUGCUUUAGGUCUGAAUAUUUAUGAGCACGAUGACAAGUUAACACCUAAAAUUGGUUUUCCCUGGAGUGAAAUCCGAAAUAUUUCAUUUAAUGACAAAAAAUUCGUUAUAAAGCCAAUUGACAAAAAAGCACCUGAUUUUGUAUUCUAUGCACCUCGUCUGAGAAUCAAUAAGCGGAUUUUGGCCUUGUGUAUGGGAAACCAUGAACUGUACAUGCGAAGGAGAAAGCCUGAUACUAUCGAAGUGCAACAGAUGAAGGCUCAGGCCCGGGAGGAGAAACAUCAGAAGCAGUUAGAAAGGGCACAAUUAGAGAAUGAAAAGAAGAAACGAGAAAUAGCAGAAAAGGAAAAGGAAAGAAUAGAACGUGAAAAGGAAGAGCUGAUGGAGCGUCUCAGGCAGAUUGAGGAGCAGACAGUGAAAGCCCAGAAAGAACUAGAAGAACAGACUCGGAAAGCUCUGGAACUGGAGCAGGAGCGCCAACGAGCAAAAGAGGAGGCAGAGCGGCUAGACAAGGAGCGCAGGGCUGCGGAAGAGGCCAAGUCCGCAAUAGCCAAGCAAGCUGCGGACCAGAUGAAGAACCAGGAGCAGCUGGCAGCAGAACUUGCCGAAUUCACUGCCAAGAUUGCACUUUUAGAAGAAGCCAAGAAGAAAAAGGAAGAGGAAGCUACUGAGUGGCAGCACAAAGCUUUUGCAGCUCAGGAAGACUUGGAAAAGACUAAAGAAGAGUUAAAAACUGUGAUGUCUGCGCCACCUCCACCUCCCCCUCCCCCGGUCAUCCCUCCCACAGAGAACGAGCAUGAUGAGCAUGAUGAGAACAGUGCAGAGGCCAGCGCUGAGCUGUCCAGCGAGGGGGUAAUGAACCACCGAAGCGAGGAGGAGCGGGUCACGGAAACCCAGAAGAAUGAACGUGUGAAGAAGCAGCUCCAGGCAUUAAGUUCAGAAUUGGCCCAAGCCAGGGAUGAAACCAAGAAGACACAGAAUGAUGUUCUUCAUGCUGAGAACGUCAAGGCAGGCCGUGAUAAGUACAAGACUCUCCGACAGAUUCGACAAGGCAAUACAAAGCAGCGCAUCGAUGAGUUUGAAGCAAUGUGGGGACCCAAACUGUACGCACUGUUCCAGAUGCGUUCUUGCCAAAGCAGCAUAAAGCAGAUGUAACAGGAUGGCGCCUCCCUCCUCAUGAGGUCCCAGGUGGCUGACCCACGGUGGGCUUUAGACUAAGGAUGUACUGAGACAGCCCUGAGUCUUGAACACAUACACUCCCACACUCUGGUAUCUCCAUCAACCAGGGCGCUUGCUGAUGCUCCUCCCCUCGCCUGUUUGCUAUGGGUUUCUCUUCCGGUUACUGUGUUCCUAUACCUUCUUCACUGCCUUUCCUAGGGUCAGACCUCAGGAGAUGGACCAGGACUUGGGAUGUCCACAGCCCUAUAGUCCUGAGCCAACAUCGGCUGAGCUUGGCUUUGAGAUGCCACUUUCUCAAUCAUACUGGAAGGCAUACGCUUCUGGAAAUCCCCCAGUUCCUACCCCUAACACUUUUUUUUUUCUGCAUGAUUAAUUAGCUCAUAAGAUGGAAUAAAUGGGAAAAAUUUUCAAGACUUUACAACUUUUUUUUAAAAAAGAAUGUAUGUGACUUCUCUUUGGCUUUUCUCUGAGAACAAACGUGAUGAUAUGAACCUCUUUCCAUGUGUAUUCCUGUGGAAUUUGCAGAAAUCGAUGUGACAUACCGCUCCUGUCUGGGCUGUUUGUAUAAUUGUAUAUACAUAUAGCAAUAAAUAUAUUCUGACGUCAUCUG